AUGACCAAGUUCAAGAUCAGAUCACGACUCAGGCGCUUCUUCUCGCCUCUGCUCCCUGGCUUCCGCUCGAAACGCGAAUGCAGAAACAAUCCUCUCGGUGCUUCUCUGGCCAAUGCUCAAAUCGACAUCUGGGUUGAGGACCAUCGACAAGUUUCUACUUGCAGCAGAUCGCUCUACGAACCGACGAUUACGACGAAUGUCAAUACAGCAAUACCUUCCGUUUCUGGCGUCUGUGGCGAGAGCUAUGAUGACGAAGAUGCCUCGUCACGCAUCGUUCCCACUGUUUCAGGAGAAAAUUCCUUUUCUCCAUCCCAAUGCGAAGGACCUAACCCUCGACACUGUACCGCCGAAGGAGGCUCUGGCAGCGUGAACUCGGUUUCUGCGGGUGACAGCCUCCCAUCCGACACACCUGACUUGGCCAGUAUGGCGUCCCUCACCACGACUGCUGCUCCCCCGGCUAGAUCUGGGGACCAUGGAGGUCCACUCCCUCUGACACUUUCGACGACUGCCUUGAACGGAGAAUGCGAUGCCGACGACGAGCCUUCGAAGUGCAUCGCCAUUACACGGGGUCAUCCUGAUAACCAAAUUGCAGAUACUCCUAAUUCUGACGUGUCAUCGCUGCUGGCUCUCCCGAACUUCGCGCCAAACAACGAUGCUAAGAGCAUCGUCUCUAUUCGUGGGACGAACUGUAUCAUCGAGUUUAUGGGUCGACUUGGUCCGCCUGCUACUCGUCCCUCGAAACCCAGCCCUAGAUCUAACAUCACCACGCUCGAGUUCAGUACCCAACCCAGCCUUCCUAAACCUGGUCGGAUCUAUGCUCCUCAGGUCAACUUCGCUGGUCGGGUUGAACAAUGGCUUAUCAUGGUAGAAGCUAUCCUGGGAGACCACGUCGACAGAGAAAACUCAUCGCUGCCCCAACUCGAAACAACAGUCACCCCCCAAGUGCAUACCCCAGGGUCAUAUUACAUCCUCACGUCGACACCUUUCACGAGGAGCAGACUGGCAUCCGAUAUCCCCGACCAAAUCCUGAUUCGUCUAUGCCGAUCCAUCUCUCAAUCGCAGCUCGACCUUCUCUAUGAGUCUGCGCGAAUGGAGGUUAAUUUCUACUAUUACGCCAAUACCAAUCCGAGGGUAGCGCUGGAACGGGCGAGGGCGGGAGAUGUGAUCCUACUUGCCCUACCCACCCAGGGUUCUGGAUGUCGGAGGGAGAUGUGGUUCGUGGAGGUAUGUGCGAAGUGGGAGUGGCACGGCUUUACGGAGAGUGGAGGGGUGGUAAAGUCCAAUGAAGGCGAUGCUCAGUCUCUCAAGGCUGAGAACGGCCAUGAGAGUGAGAGUGACACUUCCACGAUUUCGGGCGAGUCCAAGGCAUCCGCCGAGCUUACCAUUCAGCGCCGAGUCGAACGGGGGCGGCUGGUCGAAAUCCUGGACACUAGUCUCGACUUCCAAUGUGACGCGAUCGGUCCUACUACAGUUUGCGACGCUUCACUUGUCUCUACAGAUUGUCGGGAUGCGGACUUACCUUCGUACGAGGACGCCAUCGAACACCAAUCGCGACCUCCACUAGGGUACUAUGGCGAAGCUCGGCCUGCUGGGCCAUGGGGCUGGCAAUGGCAGCCGGUCGAGCACCGCUUUAUCCAAAGUCCAGAACCCGAGGACUGCCGUCGGCGAUUUACUGUAACUCUUCGACCCCUCUCUGCGAUUGGCCAGGGGAGGCCAUGUCCCACUCCCCCGACGGAUUGUAGCGUGGAAGCAAACUGCGGAUCCUCGUCCCCACCCAGUAGUCCUGGUUCCUACUCCGACUCAUCAUCUGAAUGGAAUCCAGAGACCUUUUCUGAGCUUGGUGAGGUCUUGGAUGACCUAGGAUACUACUGGGACAACUCGGCCGAGUUGUCGAAGCAGAAGCCACACCGGGGCAUUGACUGCGAGAAUCAGGUUGGAAUGAUUCCUUUUCCUUCUCUGCCAUCCCUCCCGCCUUCACCAGAGCCGGAAGAUCGGCCUAGGGACGAGCUAACAGCCUUCGACCUCCUUAUGGCGACGGAACGAGGUGCUCUCCCUCCAUUUUCCGAAUCUGCGUCACCCUCGUCCCAUCUCGCUCACACGUUAACGACUUAUGACAGACACGGAAUACCAAUGACGACGAUUCUACGAGAACGACAAUGGCCUGUGUUUUUUACACUGGAAGACGCUUUGAUGUAUGAUGCUCGACAGGAGCAGCACGAAGAGUGGAAGCGGAUUUGUAGAGAGGGAAGGUUGUUGGUGAGGAAGGAACGGGUGGAUGCAUGGAAUGCAAGGGUGAAGUGGAGGGCGCAGGUAUGGGAGGACCGCUGGCAAAGUUUCUGGUGGGAGCAGGAGAAGAGGCGUCGAGAGAUGCUGUUCGAUAUGAUGUUUCUUCAACCUUGGCAGCCGCAACCAACGCUGCACGAUCAACAGUUGGCCUUCGUAGGAGGUGGAGACCCUUCCUGGCCCGGGAACCUGUAUCCCAAUUAUCAUUACAACGACGUUGAACAGCCGGAGUCUCGUGCACACAUCCUGGACCUUUCCAAUACACCCAUCCCUCCACCGUUCGCCAAGGACCACCAACCAGACGGAUGUUUCAUGUGCAUCGCCCAAUCGUCUGGGAUCGGGAAUAUGGAGGGUGCGAUUCGCGGGAGAGGUCAACCCAUUCACAACGAUAGCGAGCAUACCGUUAUCUAUGCACCAGAGCCUUUACGAGUAUUUUAG
This is a messenger RNA of Coprinopsis cinerea okayama7#130, 2721 nucleotides long. RefSeq lists its product as hypothetical. Lineage: Eukaryota; Fungi; Basidiomycota; Agaricomycetes; Agaricales; Psathyrellaceae. The transcript is spliced from 3 exons. Bases 1 to 2721 code for a protein of 906 amino acids. The record is from RefSeq and is a predicted model, not a curated record.